Messenger RNA from Penaeus vannamei (Pacific white shrimp), 788 nucleotides. Lineage: Eukaryota; Metazoa; Arthropoda; Malacostraca; Decapoda; Penaeidae. The record is from RefSeq and is a predicted model, not a curated record.
CCCGGCCGUCGUCGCAGCGGGACCUGAGAGACGAGAGCGUGGACAACUACAUCAGGCUGGUGUUGGAAAAUUUUGCCGAAGCCAUGAAGACGGGGAUUCCUGUCUUGGGAAUUCCUGUUCUGGAUCCCUUGGAGGUCGGGAAGGUCGAGAUUCCGAAUAUUGAGGGUCCUGAGUUCAGCCUCCAAGCCAACGCAUCCCAGCUGCUCAUCAGCGGCCUCUCCAGCUUCUCUCCGACGGCGGUCCACGUCGACUACCAGCAAGCAUCCCUCGCUCUCGGUCUCCACGUCGUCACUGUGCGGGUCGACGGUCAAUACUGGGCAGAUGGCCUUUUGUUGAGUAUCUUCCCGGUCUUCGGAAAUGGGCCUUUCUACAUCCAGAUCGUCUCGACUGAUGUAAGCGGACUGGGAGAUGUUACAGUCACUCCCGACGAUUACCUGCAGAUCGAGGACCUUCAGCUGACGGCCGAGUUCGACUUCCUCGACGCUCACUUCGACAACUUCUUGGGCGGAGGAUCUUUCGGGGAAAUCAUGAGCGACGUUCUGGCCGAUCUGGCGGAGCGCAUCCUGGCCGGGGUCCUGCCUCUAGUCCAGGAGAAGCUGGUGCCCUCCCUUGUCGCUUAUCUAAACCAGGAACUCGGAAAACACACCGUCGGCGAAAUCAUCGGCGGAAUUCUACCGUAGGAGAGCGAGGAAGAAACAGGGCUAUAACGAACUGUCAUUCCGUGAUGGUAUGUUUGUUCGCAAUAAAAUACCUGUGUCUAAAAUCCGAAUAAAAGUGUUUGGAACGUG